CUCUCUCUCUCUCUCUCUCUCGGAAAUUCUACCAUUUGUUUCUCCAAUUAGAAGCUGAAUAACCAGCGAAGCAAUCAGUAACUAACAUGAGGAAUUUGAUGGAAACGAACCUAAAGACGGCGAUGGCGCCGGCGAUGAUCGAAAACUGCAAUGUCAUGAAGGGCAACAUGAAGUCCCUGAAAACUCCCAUGGGGAUGCUCUUGCAGAUCGAGCUCCUAGUCAUCUUCACUGCGUUCUUGCUCCUGUUCCUAGUCACCUGCGGCUCAUGGCGACGUCGCUCCAACAACAAGAACCUCCGGCUCAUCAUUUUCACGGCCUACACUCUCUCAACCUACGUAAUCACCUAUGCUCUCGGCCUCAUGCAAGAUGCUCCGUUGCGCAGCGAAUUAUUCCCCGUCUGGGCAAUGUUCCUGAUGCUCGCCCUCGGGAGCGCUGAUUCUAUCUCUGCAUAUAGUCUCGAGGACAACGAGCAGUGGAAGAACUACAAUUGGCAGCGCGUGAUCAAAUUGAUUUGGUUGGUCUUGUUGAUGAGUUUGUACUUCCACAGCAGGUCCGAAGCGGUGGUCACGGCCGAGUGCCUCUUCAUCGUCUUGGUCGUGAAGUCCGACGAGAGGGCCCGGGCCCUGAUGGCGGCGAGCCUGCAUUCAUUGCAGAGGAAUACAAAAGUGGUUGCUGAUUAUAUGAGCGUGGAGCACGAAAAUGGGGGCGUUCCACAUGGAGUUCAUCCGGUUCGCAUGAGAGGGUAUACUUAUUUGGUGACGUGGGAAGAGGAGAAUUGGGUGUAUGAAAUUGCUCGUGCUAUCUACAGGUGGGUAUGGAAGCAUGAGGCCGCGCAGGCACCGAACUACCGGAUGACAUUGGAUAAAAAAAAAUUGAUCACCAUUGAAAAGGUGUGGGGGUGUGAAGGGAGGCUCUUAAGCUCAGAAGGAGACCCCCAGAACAAGCUCAAAGACAUAUGCCUCUCUUUUGCACUCUACAAACUCCUCCGUUUGAGAUAUGCUGGCUACUCAUUGCCCCGAGAGGCUCACAAGAAGACAUGGAACUUGAUUCGCCGUGGAUUGCUCUCGAAAGAAGACGGCUACAAGCGAGCAUUUCGAGUCGUUGAGGUUGAGCUCAUGUUCCUUUACGAUUUUUUCUACACCAAGUACAGUAUCAUAUUCCAGCCUGGCUGGUUGCUGAUCAAAUUAAUGGAGUUUAUGUACGUUGUCAUGGGCAUCUGGGCUACGACAUCACUCUUGACGCAUUACAAGAGACCUAACAGUAACUGUCCACUCGCCACAGUGCCAAAUGUGUUGAGUGUUGACGUACUCGUGACCAGCGUGAUGAUAAUCUCGUUCAUCGUCGUGGAGCUCACACAGUUCUUCUUCAUGGGUUUCUCGGUAUGGGCUAAAGUGACGUGGAUCUGCAAGUAUGUGCAGAAAAGGUCAUGGCAAAAUAAUGCGUGGAUCGAGAGGAUGAUCGGAGCGAUAUGUCGGGUCCGGUUGCUGAAGCCUUGGGAGCGAAAGCUUCAUCAGUACUCAAUCCUCGAGUCGUACUUCUAUAAAUCUUCCAGGUUAUUGAACAAUGUGAUUAUGGCGACCUACAUUGAUCAAGAUAGGGAUGGCCAGAAACAGAGCAAACCGAUCCCGUUGCCUGAAAAAGUGAAGCAAGAGGUGUUUGAUGCUCUGAAGUGGAAUUACGGUACUAAAUUGGAGAAUGGACAAACUUCACUGAGAGUGAACAAUGAGUCCCGACAGCUGUUGUGGGCGUGUCAGCUUGAGACGCAGACUCAGGUCAUAAUGGUGUGGCACAUCGCCACUAGCUUCUGUGAGUACCAACUGCCGGUAGGAAGAUCAGACUCAGAUGCAACGAGGAGUAGCUUCCUAGUGGCAACCAGCUUGUCCAAGUAUCUGGCUUACUUGGUUGCUUUUGCUCCACGGCUAUUGCCUGAUCACCCUUACGUUACGGAGUAUGUGUUUGAUCAGGCAAUCAUUGAAGCCAGGGACUUCUUUCAAGGAUGCAACAGCUUGGAUGACAGGGUUACGAAGAUGGAGAGGAAGGGCCGUGGAAGUUCUGCACGUGAAAAAACUGUUAUCAACCGUGGUGCUCGGCUUGGGAAUCAGCUUGUGAAUGAUAUAAAACGCGAGGACAUGAUUUGGAGGAUUCUGGCCGACUUUUGGGUGGAACUGGUGUUGUAUGUGGCGCCUUCAAACGAUGCGAAAGCGCAUGCAGAGCAUUUGACUAGAGGAGGCGAGUUUCUAACUCACUUGUGGGCUUUGCUAUCUCACGCAGGGAUCGAGAGAGAUUAUCCUACUAAGCCACCUAAUGCACUCAAGAGAAGCAAAAGCUUCUGAACUAAUCCUGCAUUUAAUAGCAUCAGUUGCAAGUUACCAGUGAUUGUGAUAAUAAAUGGCUGCUUAUGUAUGAUUCAUGUGGAUCUCGCGCUAGUUAAUUGGGCAAUGUAUUUGGUUGCAUCACUUGCAACUCUCACUAUGCAUUAAAUGUAAUCCUACUGCUACUGAACAGCUGCAUCAUAUGUAUUUCUCAGAGAGAUCCUGUUUUUGGUUUAGUAAUAAUAAUCCCAGGGAUGGAUUCACCUAGAGGUUAUUCCAAAGUUAUUGCAGAAUACACGUUGGAUUUCCUUGAAAUAUCCAAGAAACUUCUUUGCCGAAGAUGGAUCUUGUAAAUAAGAUUAUGUGACAAAGUUUCACAGUACUUACAGCAUUUUGCUGCGAGUAA
Messenger RNA from Syzygium oleosum, 2718 nucleotides. RefSeq lists its product as uncharacterized. The coding region runs from base 87 to 2333 and encodes 748 amino acids. The record is from RefSeq and is a predicted model, not a curated record. The transcript has 2 exons. Lineage: Eukaryota; Viridiplantae; Streptophyta; Magnoliopsida; Myrtales; Myrtaceae.